Molecule: messenger RNA, 4200 nt
Organism: Alternaria alternata
Lineage: Eukaryota; Fungi; Ascomycota; Dothideomycetes; Pleosporales; Pleosporaceae
Exons: 4
Coding region: 261-3887 (1208 amino acids)
Biological process (GO): mitotic spindle assembly; astral microtubule depolymerization
Cellular component (GO): mitotic spindle; mitotic spindle midzone; cytoplasmic microtubule
Molecular function (GO): microtubule binding
Source: RefSeq, a predicted model, not a curated record
GUGAAGAGUAAAGCAGACUCGAAAGCAGCCCCACGUCAUGACCAGCUGUUCGCAUCGUCUCUAGAAGCUUCGUAGGAGGGUGGAUCGUUCAGCGCGCCUGGGGUAAGCGGCAGUGCGGCGAGGUGUAAGCGCACGGACGGUUGCUCGGCGACCUAGCGUGAACCCAGGGCAGUUGCGUCCCAUAAACAUUGCAGGUCACAACAAACCCCGCUUCCAACAUCGCAGAAUCUUUUUGAAAACAGGGCCAAUUUGCGCCCAAGAUGGAGAAAGAGACGUCGGAUCUGCUCAAGGCACUCCAGAAACCGUCGACCGAUGUCCAGUCUCGACUUGCCCUAUUCAGCACGCUGAAAUCGAGCAUCAAGCACAACCGGGUCCCUGAAAGCUGUCAGGCUCCCAUCUUCGAAUGCAUCCGCAUCGCCUGUACUGCCGCCACCUCGGCCGCCCUCGUGUCCACGGGCUUCUCGACACUGAGCCACUUUAUCAAGCGUCUGCAACUCCAGAAAGAAACGUCGAUUCUUACGUCACAGUCCCCGAUACUAUGUUCCAUUCUCGCCGACAAGUUGGGCGAUGCGCGCGAAAGCCAUCGCAGUGCCGCCUCACAGAUUCUGGCUGAUCUGCACUAUCUAUGCCCUACAGAAAUCGAUGAGCUGAUGCACGAUGCUGCAAAGAGCACCAAUCCUCGCGCCAAAGAAUCUGCCAUGCUGUGGGUGGUCAAGAUGAACAAGACCGAAGGCCUCCCUUUCAAGAGCUACUCCAACCAAUUCGUGGCAAACCUCGAAGACGCGGACGCCGGCGUGCGCGACACCGCGAAGAAGGCGGUGGUGGAUCUCUUUGGACACGCACCAGAACACGCGAAAGCGAACCUCAAGAAGCAACUUAUCGCCCUAAACGUCCGGAAAGCCAUUGCUAGCUACAUCACAACCCACCUCGACGACGACGCCAUGUCUAAAGGUACAGAUGUCGCGCCCGCGCAACCGCCCGUUCCCAUCUCCAGGCCUAUCCCAACUAAACGCGCCGAGACAAUACAACCUGAUGCUGGUUUUACAGAUAGCUUUGCGGGCGAGCAGCCUCCUCCAGUUGAAGUUGUAGUCAUGGACCCCAUACACAUCUACACACAGCGCGAGCUGGACGAUGUUUUCCGCGACAUGGCGCCUUGCUACGAAGGAAAAGAGAGUGAGGGAAAUUGGCUCGCCAGAGACAAGAACUGCACCAAGUUGAGGCGCAUUUUGAAGGGCAACGCACCUCAUGAGUUCCACGCUACUUUCAUCGCAGGCAUCAAGUCGCUUCUAGACGGUAUCCUUAAGGUUGCCAACUCCCUCCGAACGACCAUGUCCACCAACGGCUGCCUGCUGGUUCAGGAGCUCGCGAAAACACUCGGUUCUGCCAUCGAUCCCUGGGUUGAAAUCCUCCUGCAAUCAUUCGUCAAGAUGUGCGGUGCCACGAAGAACAUUGCAGCGCAAAACGGAGCCGUCACCGUAGAUACCAUAUUCCAGAGCGUAUCGUACAACAGUCGCGUAUUGCAGCAUGUAGCCAUGGCCUCACAAGACAAGAACGUACAACCACGAACCCACUCGGCAACUUGGGCGAAGACUUUGAUCAAGCGACACACUUCGCACAUUGAACACUCAGGAGGCUUGGAGACAUUGGAUACUUUGAUCCGCAGAGGCGUCACUGACGCUAACCCCAAGGUGCGCGAGGCAUACCGAAGCGCCUAUUGGACCUACGCUUUGGUAUGGCCUCAAAGGGCCGAGAAGAUGUUCGAUACGCUUGACAAACGAGAGAAAACCGCACUCGAGAGAGAUCCGAACAACCCGAAUGGCGGCGCCGUCUCGUCGUCAACCAGCACAGCUUCGUUUUCGAAAUCAAUAGGUCCCGGUGCUUCGCGUAACGCCUUGAAGGAGAAGAUUGCUGAACAGAGGAGAGCCAAACUAGCGGCUGCGAAAGGUGUCCCUGAGCGUCCCAACUCUGCUGCUGCCAGUUACUCACCAGUGCCAACAUCACAAUCAGCCAAGUCGUUAGGUGCGAGAACAACAUCGAACCUUUCCACGGCUUCCUCAGGUCCGGCGCGACCACCCUCGGCAAUGUCUGGAGAGUCAACGAAAUCAGCACUCAAGAACUCUACGGGCACCGGGUCAUUGAUGUCGGGCACCGUUCGUCGUCCUGUCCGACGACCAGAAUUGAAUAGACCAGCGACAGCCGAUCCCUACGCUGUUAGACGGCCUGGAAAAGUAACGCCCUCUAUGACCCCGGAAAAGACGCCUGCUGCACCAACGGCUAAGAAGCCUGCUGUGCCAAAGAAUAAUGCAAGACCACGAGCGCAAACGCAGAACAGCCCAAAUGUCAGCCCGGCGCGUCCGAAGUCAAGAAUUGGUCAACCCAUUGCCCAUGGCAAAUCCCCCAGCAUGAGCUCUCGUCGCGAGAGCCCUGCUGUAAGCCCGGCCAAAGAAGAAGAUUUGACAAUGGUAAAGCCUUGGGUCCGAUCGCAAAGCCACCAUGAUGGUGGUACCAUCCCAUUCCGAGCAAGAAACGGUCUGGGUGGAAGCGUAUCCGUAGACGAUGAAGCUGUGGAUGUAGGAGACGAGGACAACUUUACUAUGGUCAUUCCUAAUCUUGCGCGACCAACAACACAAUCUACACACGACACGCCUCCGAAGCCGAGAAAGUCAAUCGGUCGAUUGCCGAUACCCAGCCCUCGUGCAGCAGCGCUAAGGAGUCCGAAAUCUAUGGGUCACUUGGAGAGCGCUAGCUUGCGCUCUUCAACGCGUAGCCCACGUAUAAGGUCUCCAGAUCGACCAAGCACUCGUGGUACCGAUGUCGGAGAUGAAGUUCAAGUGUUUGAGGAUCCCUUCGUUGGCGAGGAACACACAACUAUUGAGAAUGGGCCAGAGAAGCAGGUCCUUGAAGAGCUUCCCAUCAACGAGAAGGCCAACGAGCGCCGCCAAAGCACCGGAAGCAUGUCAAGUGAUAUCAUGAUGGGUAAUGGGAACGAAGAGCGCCCACGCGGUCACCACAAAACGAAUAGUACAGGAAGCGUCUUGCACACAGAGAGCUACGACACGAACAACGCUGAAGUGCUUAAGAACCGACAGCUACUUGCAAGUGGCAUUAAGAAGAUUGAGGGACGCACGGUUGAGGCUCACAUGUUCCGACGCAUGCAGGACAUGGUCAAGUCAAACCAAGAAAUCUGGGGGCCGAAUGACGAGAACUUUGGCAGACUUUUACUGGCAUGCCUCGAUUUCCUCGAGGCCCCAGUUCACGAAUUGAAGGCACCCCAGAUGAAGGCUGUCAACCUCAAGGUACAGGCUCUAGCAACGAUUCGCGCGUUGCUUUCUCUUUAUCGCAAAGAAACUGCAAGAUACUACUCUCGAGUACUUCGUACCAUCCUGCAGACAAAGGCGCAGUACGAAAACACAUCGCAUAUCGCCAUUGACCUUGAGGCAACUGCAGACGAGAUCGUCAAGUACGGCCAGACUCUGGAUUGCCUUAAUACUGUCCUCGCAAUGAUUGAGGACACACCUGCAUCGACCCCAACGUCUUCGCCGAACUCCAAGUCUUCGAUCUCUUCUCAGCCUGGCCAAGUGUCGACCCGCUCUACGACCAUGGCGUUGAGCACACUUGCAUCCCUCGUCGAGAUGAGCGGCGCUAAGAACAUUGCACUAUCACCUGAGCAGACUGCGCGUCUAGGCAGAUUAGCCGUACGCUGUAUGGAUGACCAGGACGCCGAUGUGCGUAAAGCAGACAUUGAGUUUUGUGUCGCACUGCACGAGCGCAUAAACGGAUCAGACGGCGCGAAGGAAGACGGAGGUUUCUGGAAAGCCGUUGCUGGUGCGAGAGAACAACACUUGAACUUGUUGACAUACUACCUUGCGAAGAAGGGCAAGGCCUAGAUGGCUGUCCUUCCGUUGCGACCGAAAGGCUUGGAUUGAUAAAUGUGCAUGGCUUCGACAGAGGACUGGGAUGUCACAUUGGAACUGGUAGUUAGGGAUUCGCGUUCUCCUUUGUCACUUGGUCUGACGUUUAGUCAUCUUCAGGGUGGUUUAUUGGGCGUUUUGAGAAAAGCGGGAUCGCUCCGGUAGUCACUUUCUCGAUUGUCUCACUUUCUUAGCCUUACUUUCUGUGACACUAGGGUUCUAGGGAAUAGUAGUUGAACAUGUAAUUCUAUGAUUAUUUCUUCUUGAAGAUAUAUCCUCUGUCUCGACG